AUUUUCCCGCUCAAAUUUUUUUCCUUUUCUUGUCAAAAACAACUACAAGAGAGAGAAAUGAGGUGGGAAAAGGUUCCGCUUAAUCAACAAGAAGCUGGAUGUAUCGGAGAAGCAUGUUCAUGGCCAGGCAAAAGAUGGGGACACACUUGUAACUCCAUUAAAGGAGGCAGAUUUCUCUAUGUUUUUGGUGGUUAUGGCAAAGAUAAUUGCCAAACCAAUCAAGUUCAUGUCUUUGACACUGCCAAGAAGACAUGGAGUCAACCUGUAAUGAAAGGCACACUGCCACGUGCUAGAGAUAGCCAUAGCUGUACCACUGUUGAUGACAAUCUAUUUGUUUUUGGUGGUACCGAUGGGAUGAAACCUCUUAAGGAUCUACACAUAUUAGAAACCUGCACAGACACAUGGAUUUGUCCAAGUGUAAGAGGUGAGGGGCCAGAGGCACGCGAGGGUCACAGUGCAGCUGUUGUUGGCAAACGGCUCUUCAUAUUUGGUGGGUGUGGGAAAUCUUCCGAUAGCAAUGAUGAAAUAUAUUACAACGAUCUCUAUAUUUUAAAUACAGAGACCUUUGUCUGGAAGCGUGCUCAAACAUCAGGAAACCAACCAUCUGCCCGCGAUGGCCAUACUUGCUCAUCUUGGAAGAACAAAAUUAUUGUAAUUGGUGGUGAAGAUGCACGUGAUUACUAUUUAUCUGAUGUCCAUAUCCUUGACGCAGAUACUCUUGCAUGGAAACAGCUGACUACCUCAGGCCAGAUAUUGCCACCCCGUGCUGGCCACUCCACAAUUGCUUUUGGCAAGAACUUAAUUGUUUUUGGGGGAUUUAGUGAUGCUCAAAAUCUUUACAAUGAUCUCUACAUGCUUGAUGUUGAGACUGGCUUGUGGACCAGGGUGAUUACUACGGGUGAUGGUCCUUCUGCUAGAUUUGCGGUUUCUGGGGAUUGUUUGGAUCCCCUGAAGAGUGGUGCUCUUAUGUUCGUUGGCGGCUGUAAUAAGACUCUUGAAGCACUGGAUGACAUGUACUUCUUAUAUACAGGGCUUGUUGUACGGGAUGAAAGGACGUUGGAGAAAUUAUCCUUGAGAAAGCAGCUGAAGUUAAAGUGCCAACAACAAAAUCUUAGUAAUCUUGUACAUGAUAAAGCUCUCGGUGGUAUUGAAGUCGGCAAUAAUGUACACUUCCAACCGAUUCCUUUGUUUAGCUAUGGCCAAGCAAGAAGAGAGAAUUCUCCAUCAAUACAAGUUCUACAUCAGGGGAAGAAGACAUUUCAUGCUGAACUUACUGAGAGCUUCCCACAUGGAUAUACCAUUGAGACUGUUAUAGACGGGAAGCCUCUUCGAGGAAUACUGUUUUCAGCCAAGCCCAGCUCUGUUCAUGUAGCCAAUUAUAAUCUCUGUAGAAAAAGGACUUCCGUAGAAGGUGUGGGUACUGUAUUAAAUGGUGAUUGCAAUAGUAAAUCCAAAUCUUCAAGAAGCGUGGUGCAGAAUUGUGGAGUUCAUAAACAUGAUGUUCAUGAGAAGUAUUAUUCAUUGCUUGAGACGGAAGCUCCUGUUCCGAGUUCAAGGAAUCCUGCACCUCCUGAUCUAUCAACCUGUAAGAACCUUGCAAUGCAAGAACCGGCCGUAGCUCAUCUGAACUUAAACUAUGAUAAGGCCAGUGAUGCACCAAACUCCAGCAGUGCUUUUCUGGAAGGCAUUGGAUCCACAACGACCGGUUUCUCCAUCACCUUAUCUCCCAAGAAAGGUACUUAGGCUCGGAUGAGCUGAGACCGAACACCUUGGAGCAUAACAAGCCCGAAAUAUCAUUAUGAAUCUUGAUGAUCUUUAACCCGUUACCGGUGACUACUCAGUGCAAUGAAAAUCCAGAAGCCAUGUAUAUGACUUCAAGUUAGUUGGGUAUAGAUGCAUGUGAUUGAUCAAUGUUUAAUCUAUCCGGGUUACUUACUAACUGAUGAUCGGCCACCCACUGAUUCUCUUCUGUUUUGCUUUCUAACAAAGAAUACCUCCGUUUUAUUUGAGCUCUUACAUGCAUGAAUUAGUUUU
Hibiscus syriacus is the source of this 2034-nucleotide messenger RNA. RefSeq names its product RING finger protein B-like. The record is from RefSeq and is a predicted model, not a curated record. The coding region runs from base 58 to 1743 and encodes 561 amino acids. The transcript is spliced from 11 exons. Lineage: Eukaryota; Viridiplantae; Streptophyta; Magnoliopsida; Malvales; Malvaceae. Gene Ontology annotation, molecular function: protein binding.